Molecule: messenger RNA, 7620 nt
Organism: Perca flavescens (yellow perch)
Lineage: Eukaryota; Metazoa; Chordata; Actinopteri; Perciformes; Percidae
Gene: grin2aa
Product: glutamate receptor, ionotropic, N-methyl D-aspartate 2A, a
Exons: 14
Coding region: 1-4623 (1540 amino acids)
Biological process (GO): monoatomic ion transport
Cellular component (GO): membrane
Molecular function (GO): ligand-gated monoatomic ion channel activity; signaling receptor activity
Source: RefSeq, a predicted model, not a curated record
AUGUCCCUCAGCAGCAAAAGGAGUAAGAGGAGGAGUAGAAGGAGCGGCAGUUGCAGCAGUAGCAGUGGUAGUAAUAGUGUGCUGCUGUCCUUGACUCUCCUGGUGGCGGUGACCCUGAUUGCGGACCCCGUGGCGGCUCAAAAGCAGCGAACUGGCAGUGCCUCGGAAAAAGUGCCGGUCCUGAACAUUGCGGUGAUCCUGGGACGCACGCGCUACAUCUCAGAGCGGGACAUCCGGGCACUGUGGAGCAAGGAGGACCCCAUCGACGUCAACGUGGUCACACUGCUGGUCAACGAGACCGACCCGAAAAGCAUCAUCACCCACAUGUGCGACCUGAUGUCCGGGACAAAGAUCCACGGUGUGGUGUUUGGGGAUGGCACCGACCAGGAGGCCAUCGCCCAGAUUUUGGAUUUUAUUUCCUCGCAGACGCUCAUACCCAUCCUGGGCAUUCAUGGAGGCUCGUCCAUGAUCAUGGCUGAUAAGGAUGUAAAGUCGACAUUCUUCCAGUUCGGUGCCUCCAUCCAGCAGGAGGCUCUUCUGAUGCUGAACAUCAUGGAGGAGUAUGACUGGCACAUCUUCUCCAUUGUCACAUCGAAGUUCCCCGGCUACCAGGAGUUCAUCAACAUCCUAAAACUUACCGUGGACAACAGUUUUGUGGGCUGGGACCUGCAGAAUAUCAUUAUUCUGGACGCGGUGGAGGAAGACAGCCGGUCUCAGAUCAUGCUCAAGAAGGUCCAGUCCCCAGUGGUCCUGCUCUACUGCUCCAAGGAUGAGGCGGUGUACGUCCUGGAGGAGGCUCGCUCCCUGGGCCUCACCGGAUUUGGAUACAUCUGGAUUGUGCCGUCGCUCACCACUGGGAACCCGGAAAUAACACCCGAAGAGUUUCCGCCGGGAAUGAUUUCGGUGUCAUACGACGACUGGGACUACCCGCUGGAGGCGCGAGUUCGGGACGGUCUGGGGAUCAUAACGUCAGCAGCGGCAGCCAUGUUGGAGGAGUAUGGCGACAUCCCUGAAGCGAAGACAUCCUGUUACGGCCCCUCCUCCUCCUCCUCUACUCCUCUCGCUCUCAGGUACAUGAUGAAUGUGACAUGGGAUGGCAGAGACUUGUCAUUCACAGAAGACGGCUACCAGGAAUACCCAAAGCUGGUGGUCAUUGUUCUCAACAAGGAAAGAGAGUGGGAGAAGAUGGGGAAACUGGACAACCGCAGCCUGACGCUUAAGUACCCAGUGUGGCCGCGCUUCAACUCCUUCGGUGAUGCCGAGCUCGAUGACAACCACCUGUCCAUCGUCACGUUAGAGGAGAAACCUUUUGUUAUUGUGGAGGACGUAGAAAGGCUCACCGGUACCUGCAUGAGGAACUCCGUGCCCUGCAGGAAGCAUAUCAAAGACAACACAACAGAGGCUGGUGGGACAUACAUCAAGAAGUGCUGCAAGGGCUUCUGCAUCGAUAUUCUGAAAAAGAUUGCCAAGUAUGUAAAGUUCACCUAUGACCUGUACCUGGUAACCAAUGGCAAGCAUGGCAAGAAGAUCAACAAUGUCUGGAAUGGGAUGGUGGGAGAGGUGGUCUAUAAGAAAGCCGUCAUGGCCGUCGGAUCUCUGACGAUCAAUGAGGAGCGUUCUGAGGUCAUCGAUUUCUCCGUCCCGUUCGUGGAAACCGGGAUCAGCGUCAUGGUCUCCCGUAGCAACGGAACGGUCUCCCCGUCAGCCUUUCUAGAGCCAUUCAGUGCAUCAGUGUGGGUGAUGAUGUUUGUGAUGCUCCUACUGGUGACUGCAAUGGCUGUCUUCAUGUUUGAAUACAUCAGUCCUCUUGGCUUUAACAGAAACCUGGCGCAGGGAAGAGACCCUCAUGGCCCUUCCUUCACCAUGGGCAAGGCUGUGUGGCUGCUGUGGGGUCUGGUCUUCAACAAUUCUGUGCCAGUGCAGAACCCUAAAGGAACUACCAGUAAGUUCAUAGUGUCUGUGUGGGCCUUCUUCGCUGUCAUCUUCCUGGCCUCCUACACUGCCAACCUGGCUGCCUUCAUGAUCCAGGAGGAGUUUGUUGAUCAAGUCACCGGGCUUUCCGACAACAAGUUUCAGAACCCGUACGCAUACUCGCCUCCGUUCCGUUUCGGGACGGUUCCAAACGGAUCCACAGAGAGGAACAUCAGGAAGAACUACCCCGCUAUGCACCAGUACAUGGUAAAAUAUCAUCAAACCGGAGUCGUGGACGCACUUGUCAGCCUCAAAACGGGGAAACUGGAUGCCUUCAUCUAUGAUGCUGCAGUGUUGAACUACAUGGCCGGCAGAGAUGAGGGAUGUAAGCUGGUGACCAUUGGCAGCGGGUACAUCUUUGCUACCACCGGUUACGGCAUUGCUCUACAGAAAGGCUCCUAUUGGAAACGACAGGUGGAUCUGGCUAUCCUGGCCAUCAUCGGAGACGGUGAAAUGGAGGAACUAGAAGCCCAGUGGCUGACAGGAAUUUGCCACAACGAGAAGAAUGAGGUGAUGUCCAGUCAGCUUGAUGUGGACAACAUGGCUGGGGUCUUCUACAUGCUGGCCACGGCCAUGGGGCUCUCCCUCAUCACCUUUGUGUCUGAGCAUCUCUUCUAUUGGAGGCUUAGAUAUUGCUUCACUGGGGUUUGUACCGGCACACCAGGUCUUCUCUUCUCCAUCAGUCGGGGAAUCUGGAGUUGCAUCCAUGGAGUCCACAUUGACAUGAAGAAAAAGUCAGAUCUGGACUUUAGCCCCCAGGACAAAAUGCUUAAGCUCAUUAAAUCAGCAAAACAGAUGACCAACAUGUCUAACCUGAGUGGCUCCCGCAUGAACUCACCCAAACGUGAGUUCAUGCACUCAGCUGGUCCCAUGAUCAUGGACAUGAUGGCAGAGAAGGGCAACUUUAUCUAUGCUGACAACCGCAGCUAUGCUCCCAAAGAUAUGAUCUAUGGGGACACUGGUGACCUGCAGUCUUAUCUUGCUAACCGCCACAAAGACCACCUUAACAACUACAUCUUCCAGGGUGGCCAGCAUCCUCUGACCCUAAAUGAUGCCAAUCCCAACACAGUAGAGGUGGCAGUGAGUGCUGACUCAGUCCAGACCAAUGCCAAGCCGCCCCGGACCCUGUGGAAGAAGUCAGUGGACACGCUUCGUUCAGGGCCUCCUGGGCCCCCUCCGAUGCCUGACAUGCUGAUGCCAGACUCACGAAUGUCGAUGAAGACACAGCGCUACCUCCCUGAGGAUGCAGCCCACUCUGACAUCUCCGACUGUUCCAGUAGAGCAGCCUCCUACAAGGACCCAGAAAACAACAAGCACCUGAAGCCCAAGGACAACUUAAAAAAAAGACCGAUGACGUCAAAAUACCCAAGGGACUGCAGUGAGGUAGAGCUGUCCUACUUAAAGACUAAGCAGGUCACCGGUGGAACCAACCAAACUGGGAGAGGAGGAGGAGGAGAGAAAAUUUACACUAUUGACUCAGAACGAGAGCUGAGCCUGCACUCAGACCCCAUUCACUAUCGUGAGAGUCGUGGCCUCGCUGCAGACGAUUUGGAUUAUCCCGAGAUCUACUCCGACCACAGUGACAACUAUAGGAAGUGUGAGCAGCCCAUCAUUCAUCUGAACUCCUCGCCUUUGCAUCAUACCGAUUCAGAUCUUCUACCAGACCCAACUUACUCUAAACACUACACCAUGAAAGAGAAAAACAUUGUCCUGUCCCCACAUGAAUCCAUCGACCGCUAUAAACAGACACACUGUCGUUCCUGCUUGUCAAAAGUGAGUGCUAGCUACCCACCAGGAGCGCCGUACACUCCUGCUGUACCUGCUGCAGCUUCUGCCACACGCUCACCCUAUAAUCGGUGUGAAGCAUGCCUCCACACAGCCAACCUGUAUGACAUUAGUGAGGACCAGCUCCUUGCAGACCCCUUGGUCAGUCCCACCAGGCACCACCAACAGCAGCAGCAACCAGAUGAAAUGUUUGGUCUGUACUGGCCACAGACAGAUGGGCCACAUGUUCAAAAGAGAAACCGCUUGAGGCUGAGUCGUCAGCACUCCUUUGACAACAUCAUGCUUGAAAAGCCCAAGGAUGUAGACCUGGGCCGACCGGCACGCAGCGUCAGCCUCAAGGAGAAGGAUCGCUUCUUGGACUCCACAUCUGACUCGCACUAUGCGAACCUCUUCGGCAUGCGUCCCUACUCCGGCAGACUGUUUGGCACCGGGUCCAAAUCAAUGCUGUUUAACCACAACCUGGAGGAGAGCAAGAGGAGCAAGUCCCUGUACCCGGCCCAUGGCUCGGAAAACCCUUUCCUCAGCCACUCGCUGAGGGAUGACACCAGCAGCAGACUGGUCCAUGGGCGUAGCUCCUCUGAUAUUUACAAUCAGCUGGCGGUGGCCUCACCUGCUGCGGCCGUCGGAGCGCCCCCCAUCAAAACACGCAACGAUGCGAACAAUCUCCGCUCUUCCGUUAAAUCCACCACUUCAUACUGCUCACGGGAUGGGCGGAUAGCCAAUGACAUGUACAAUAAAGAGCAUGUGAUGCCUUACUCAGCCAAUAAGACUAGUGCAUACCCGGCCCCACGUGGUGUCCUAAACUCAGCCCAGUUCAGCAAUAGACGGGUGUAUAAAAAAAUCCCCAGUCUGGAGUCAGAUGUUUAGUUGACAUAAGAAAUGAUGUGUUCUCUCCUCCUUACUGCUCUCUGGGUUUGUAUUAUAAUUUAUUAACUAUGUUAUCCACCAAGGGAUGCCAUAGCCACACUACGUUUUUCUUCUUCUCUUCGACAUUGUAAUCCAAAAGAACUCGUGCCCACUUGGGUACGAUGGUACUACUACUACUACUACUCUCUUUGCAGAUGAUAUCAUCGUUUUUGUCCAUUCUCUGCCAUGUACCAAUGAGUUGGAUGCAUGGCUGGCACGCUGCCAUAAGGUAUCCUGGUGUAAAGGGGAGGGGAAUCAUUAACCCCAUAGGUUUUAAAAAGGUUUAGGAAAUGGCAUAUUCCCAUGAUUGGGACAGAGAAAGCCUAAUUUACAGUAAAGGAGGACUCCUACAGAGGUUGUUUGGAAGGAGGCAUUUGAUUUGUGAUUAAAAUGUGUGACAAAGUGGUGAGGAGGAUGGGAGAAAGUAUAUGAGAUUAGAGGGAGAGAGAGAGAGGGGUUAACCCCUCCUCCUUCCCUCCUUUUUCCUUUUCACCUCCACUGUCAAGCUUGCAGCUUGCUAGUUGAGGAGAAGAGGCCUGACAGAGAGACCAGAUGGGUUUGAUGUCAUGGCCAGACAUGGAGGCGUCCCAGGAGGGCAGGGGCAUCACAGUGAGCUAGUCCAACGGUCUGCUGCUUGUUACUCUGACAAAUAUGGCCACUGAGGCACCUGGCAGUGCAAGAGGAGAGGGAGGGAGAAAGGAGAUGAGCGGCUAAAUGGCACAAAGCGGAGCCUCCAGUUGUUUGUGGCAGUAAGGUAUCGGUGUGCUUGGUCAGAGUUUGGUUUUAUGUGUUAAGCCCAUGCUAAGGGACAUGAUAGUGAUGAGAAGCUGAGAGUAAUGUAGGUGCUAUCAAUGAAUAAUGUUUACAGACUGACAGAUAAAAAAGACAAACUGACAAAAUCGCUGAUAGAAAACACCACACAAGCAGGGAAACCUGAGGCAAUUGGUGGGCAUUUCAUUUAUGGCUCUGCACAUAGAAAAAUAAUUGCAAAGUAUUGCUUUUUUAUUCUAUUAAACUAUAAGAUUUAUUAGGGAUUCUGGCAUCCGGAUCCCCCUAUGUAGGAUUUUAGUGUUUGCUUAUUUGGUAGCACAAUAGCCAUUAGUUUUAAAACCUCUCUCCCACAUUUGCUUUUGAAAAAACCUUGCUUUCUGAAAAAUACCAUCAAGAGUAGUAGUUUAUUUUGCAUGUAGAUUUUUUUCUGUGUCGGAGAUGACAAAAUACACACAAAUACACUCUUAGACACAUAUUUUACAUGUUUUUGAAAAGGGACUGUCUUGCCAGGGAUGGUGGAUGGAUACUUGUACAAUCGAAACCUUUAUCCUGACCUUUGUGCUUAGUAAAUCAGUGUCAUGCUGUGGCUCCUGCUGCAAAAGAGCAAGACAGUGGUGGAAGGGAAGAGAGCAAAGAGGAUAUAAACAAGCGAGAAAAGGAUGAAAUGACAACUGUGUCCAUCAAAACCUCGUCUGAGUUUGGGAGGGAGUGGGCGCCGAUGUGUUUUUGUCUUUUGACCUCCCAGAGAAACAGGGUAUUACCUAUUAAAAAAAAAAAUACAUUGACGAUUCCUUCCUUCUUUCCUCCUUCCUUCUUCCCUUCCUUAAACAACAUGACACAUCACUAGAGUGUUGAAUGACUAUAGAACUACUUCACUUUAUUUCUUUUGGCUUUUGUAAAAUCGAACUUUGAUUGGGUUUGUUUGGUUGGUUACUUUUGCUUGGAUAGCAGAGCUAUACGGUAUCUCACCACCACAGUCAACGGGAUUGGUUUAACAAUUAUUGAUAAUCAAUUACCGUUGAUCCGGAGUCAACCAAGCUCUUGAGAAUCUGAAGAUUACUUGAGAUAGAUCCCUUGUUUACCUUCAUAGCGUUGUUUGGGUGGGUGGACUGGGCAAGAUGGAGGCCGGAUGGAGCCGAGGAGGCUCCACUGUUAUGUGCUCAUCAAUCAUGUAUCCAUCUUCGUGUGGAGUAAGUUGUGUCUCUGCAUGACAGAACUCGGGUAAGCUUGAAGUCUUAACCAGAACAUUUGGUUCCUAAACUGAUUGUUUAUGCAUUUGUUUGUUUGUUCUUUUUGAUAACACUUAGCAGUAAAGACUUGCACAUGCACAUUCUUCCAUGUACACGUGUGCCCACAUAGCAUUACGCUGUACAAAUUGUACAGUCAAAAGAAAACCAUGUAACCAUGUUAACUGACUGAUUGAUUUGCUUGAUUGAUUGGAUUCACAAAGCCAAAUUGUAUCAAAUAAAAUACCUCAGGAUGAUUCUGUGCAUUUUGGGGGGAGCUUCAACCGUAGCAACAGAACAGUAUGCGGCGCAGAUUUCUUUGUAGAAAAAGAAAUUAUAAAAAUUAAAAAAAAAAAAAAAUUAAAACAAGAAGAAGAAAAACAACAGAUUUGUAACGGCCGCAAAGCAGAAUCAAACUUUUCUCCUUUUGAUGUUUACCAGUCCUAGGUCUUCCAGUUCGGCUCUUUGCCCGGGCUCAUGCAACCCAAGUAAAGUGAGAAGAAGAGGAAGUGAAGAAGGGAUGGCAGUGGGGGGCUUAGGUGGUUUUUGCUCAGUGAGGGGUGUGUUGCGUACAGCUUCACUCCUGAGCGCCCUCAACAGAAUGGGGGAUGUUACUUGAAAAUCCAAAUCCUGAAAAGCUACCCUUAUAUGGAAUAGUCAAGCAGGAAUCUCUUUUCUCUCAAUGGUUUUUAAUGGCAGUUGACUGCAUUCGCCACUGUGUUUCAAUUGAAGCUCCAUGUUUAACAGCCGCGGUCAUUUCACCCUUUUUGUAUUCUUGGAAUACUGCAGUGAACCUCUCCUCUACUACUCAAUCAGCUUACCCGAUGUUGACUGACGAGCAACAUUUGUCUUUCUUUGCAUCUUAUCUGCAUAUUUAUUAUUAUUAUCAUAUUUAUCUCCACAUGCUGCUUGUGUGAGCUGACCAGUGAACAAUAUGCACAUGUAAAAAAUAUCAAACGGC